AAUUAGUGAGGCUAUCAAUGGGGCAGUUUAUAACCAAGCGUAAAGAGUCAGCCCCAGGCAUUGACCGUCAGGUCCAUUUCUCAACCAAUGAAGAAGGGCCUCCCAGAUACUCGUCACACCAUUUUGAUGGCAGCAGAGAGCAAGAUGGUAUCCGCCAAGUUCAUCCAAACUUUAUCUCAGGCGAAGGUUUCAGUCCAUCAGAAUGGAGUGACCCCAAGAUGGACCUGCGGAGAUCUUCCUACUAUAGCACCAUAGACCUGGUGCCAAAGCUGGAGCAUUAUGCUGAUUCGAUCCCCCGCCCACAGGCAAAGAGCAGGCCUUCACUGGAGGCUCUCCGCAAAGCAUUUGAGGAAAUGGAAAGCGGAAACACCACCAGAGAACAAGACGUUACUGACAACCCAGCCACUGAAAGUGAAAACGAACAGCCUAAAGAUCCUAAUGCGAAACCUCCAGUUAGAUUUGGCUGGAUAAUUGGAGUCAAGAUGCGUUGCAUGCUGAAUAUUUGGGGAGUCAUCCUGUAUCUCCGCCUAACAUGGAUCACCUCUGAAGCAGGCAUUGUUUUGACCUUGGUUAUUAUAUUUUUGGCGGUGUCGGUGACCACAACAACUGCUCUCUCCAUCUGUGCCAUUGCCACCAAUGGAAGGGUGAAAUCAGGUGGGGCAUAUUUCAUGAUAUCCCGAAGUCUGGGUCCUGAACUUGGAGCAUCAAUUGGUUUGAUCUUUUCCUUUGCCAAUGCUCUGAAUGUUGGACUCCAUACUGUUGGCUUUUCAGAGGUAGUCAGUACUCUAAUGCAGAGCAUGGGAACCUCCCUGGACAGUCCAGCUAAUAAUAUCCGUGUUGUGGGUGUGUGCACAGUGACCGUUCUUCUGUGCAUUGCACUGGCUGGAAUGGACUGGGAGUCCAAGACCCAGAUUGUUUUCUUCAUAGUUCUCUUGGCUUCCUUAGUCAAUUACAUUGUGGGAACACUUAUACCUCCCAGCAAAGAAAAACAAGCACUGGGCAUCUUUGGAUAUCGCAGUGACAUCUUUGUAGAAAACCUGACACCAGACUGGAGAGGACCUGAUGGCAACUUUGCCAGACUGUUUGCCAUUUUCUUCCCAGCUUGUACUGGCAUCAUGUCUGGAGUCAGCAUCUGUGGAGACCUCAAAGACCCCAAUAGCGCCAUCCCCAAAGGUACCCUUUGGGCCAUUUUUUGGACUACUCUCAGCUAUGUAGUGCUUACUCUCACUUCUGGGGCAUGUGUAGUGCGGGAUGCUUCUGGAAACAUCAAUGACACCAUAAUUGGAAACUCCACUGAUGGCUGUAUAGGGCUGGCAUGUAAUCUGGGCUGGAACUUCACAAAGUGCAUCGAAUCACAUACUUGCAAACAAGGGCUGGCCAACUCUUUACAGGUAAUGGGUCAACUUUCUGGUUCCUACCACGUGAUGCUUGCCGGUGUCUUUGCAGCCACCUUGUCUUCUGCUCUUGGAUUUAUUGUUUCUGCCCCUAAAAUUUUUCAGCGUCUGUGCACCGACAAAAUAUACCCGUACAUUGGAUUCUUUGGAAAGGGUUAUGGGAAAAAUAAUGAACCAUACCGGGCCUACAUACUCUGCUAUGUUAUUGCUGUGUGCAUCAUUCUAAUUGCUCAGCUGAACGCCAUUGCACCUCUGAUCUCCAACUUCUUCCUGUGUUCCUACGGUCUUAUAAACUUCAGCUGCUUUCAUGCUACAGUCACCAAUGCCCCUGGUUGGAGGCCAUCAUUUCACUACUAUAGCAAAUGGACAGCUCUAUAUGGAACAGUGUCAGCUGGAUUUCUGAUGUUCUUUUUUACCUGGUGGGCUGCUCUAGUCACCUUUGUCAUCAUCUUCUUCCUGUUUGGAUACAUUAUAUACAAGAAACCAAAGAGCAACUGGGGCUCUUCAGUCCAGGCAAGUUCAUACAACAUGGCUUUGUCAGCCUCUCUCUCCCUUACUGGUGUGGAGGAUCAUGUCAAGAAUUUUAGACCACAAUGUCUUGUCCUGACUGGACCUCCAAACCAGCGACCUGCACUGGUGGACUUUGUUGCAGCCUUCACUAAAAAUGCAAGCCUCAUGAUCUGUGGAGACAUUAUAAUGGAGCCAGACAGGCAGACCCAGCUUCAGGAUAUUAGAGAUCAAAUGGUAAAAUGGCUAAACAAGAGGAAGGUGCGCUCGUUUUAUACCCAGUUUACUGCUGACAUCCUCAGAGAUGGAACUCAUUUCUUGCUACAGGCAUCUGGUCUUGGCAAGCUGAAGCCCAACACUUUGGUCCUUGGCUUCAAGACAAACUGGAGGGAGAGUUCUCCUGAAAGUAUUGAAGAUUAUAUCCACACUAUAUAUGACACAUUUGACUCCAACUUCAGUGUGUGUAUCUUGAGGAUGAUGGAUGGACUGGAUAUGUCUGACCAGUUUGAAGUUGCAGUAAACCAGGGCUUUGAACCUGAUGAAUCUGUUGAAAGUGAUGACCAUCAGUCUCCUGAGAAAGAAUCAGCUGCUGACGUCAGUGAUAAUAGUGAGAUCAAAACAGUGUUUCAGAAUUCCCAGGGAAAGAAGAACAUUGAUAUCUACUGGAUAGCUGAUGAUGGAGGACUGACUUUACUGGUGCCUUACCUGCUCGCCAGGAGAAAACGCUGGCGCAGCUGUAAGAUCAGGGUUUUUAUCAUCGGAGAUGAACAAAACAUGGAGGAACGCCGUGAAGACAUGAGCACUCUGCUGAAGAGGUUCCGUCUCGCAUUUGAUGUUAUUGUCAUGACCAACACUGAGACAUCUCCUCAACCCAAGAACAUGAGUAGAUUUGUGGACAGCAUCGCCCCUUUCAGACUAUAUCAUGAAGAGCUGGAAGGGAUCUCAGUUCAGGAGCUAAGACAAAGAGAACCAUGGAAAAUAUCCGACAAAGAGUUUGAGGCCUUCAAAGUUAAGUCUGAGAGAAAAGUAAGGCUGAAUGAAAUCAUCCGGAAGAAUUCACAUCAAACUGCGCUUGUGCUUGUGAGCCUUCCUGUACCACGCGGCGACUGCCCCAGCGCUCUGUACAUGGCCUGGCUGGAUACUCUGACCUCUGGCCUCUACUGCCCUGUAGUGCUGAUAAGAGGGAACCAGCAGAACGCCAUCACUUUCUACUGCCAGUAAAUCUUGCAUUAGUCUAAUAUAGGAGCCC
Archocentrus centrarchus (flier cichlid) is the source of this 3150-nucleotide messenger RNA. RefSeq names its product solute carrier family 12 member 3-like. Gene Ontology annotation, molecular function: sodium:potassium:chloride symporter activity. NCBI's taxonomy places the organism in Eukaryota, Metazoa, Chordata, Actinopteri, Cichliformes, Cichlidae. Gene Ontology annotation, cellular component: apical plasma membrane. Gene Ontology annotation, biological process: chloride ion homeostasis; sodium ion homeostasis; cell volume homeostasis. The transcript is spliced from 27 exons. Bases 18 to 3122 code for a protein of 1034 amino acids. The record is from RefSeq and is a predicted model, not a curated record.